AUGAGGCCACCGGGGAAGAUCGCGAUCGGCGUGGCGGGGGGGGGGCGCGGAUCUGGGACGCGGGCGGAGAUUUCAUUUUCUUCCCCCUGGGGGCUGGGCGCCUUGCGCGAUCGACGUGGCGGCCGCGCGGCGCUCCGCGCGGUGGUGGACGGCAAGGGGCCGGAGGUGGGGGAUGAGGGGGAGCCGUGGUGGAAGGGGUUGACGCGGCUGGUGCCGCGCAAGCUGCCCGCGGUGUACCUGCUGGCCAAGGCCAAGGAGGGGGACGUGGUGACGGCGGUGUACGCGCUGGUGGCCGGCUCGGCGGUGUUGGCGAUCUUAUUCUCCCCGGAUCUGGAGAGCGGGCGCGUGACCGACGGCGUGUCGUUGCUGGGCGUAUUCUACGUCUUCUCGCAGUCGAUCGAGCGCCUGCUGGAGCCGCUCAAGGCUUACUUCAGGUUCGGCGAGGCCAAGAAGGAGGUGGAGGCGGCGGGGUCCGCGGCCAUGGAGGAGGCCAUCGGCGAGCUCAAGAAGGUCGUGCCCGCUAUAGAGGAGGGCAAGGUCAUGGAGGAGGUGGCCAAGGUGGGCCCGGAGAUCCUGGGCGCCAUCGCGGCGGGCAUCGCCGAAGAGGAGGACGGCGACGACGAGGAGGACCAGGAGGCCGAUGCACAGCAACCUGACCGCCAGCAGCCGAAUGCUGAACGGUUGGACGGCGAGCAGCCCAACACGGUGCUUGCGGCCGACGCCACGGUGCAGGUAAGGUCGCGGGGCUUGGACCGGGUCCGCCGGGCCGCGCACAAGCGGGCGGCGAUGAAGGAGAAAAAGAAGGCGGCCAAGGAGAACGUGCAGAACAAGGUGAAGGACCUUCAGGACGUCAAGGAGGACGUGGGGCGCAUCAAGAAGAACACGGCGGUCAUCUUCUGGGGCAUGGCGUCCGCGCUGGCCAUGAUGCUGAGCCUCACCGCGCACAUCGGCCUGUUGCAUGCCGUGGGCCUCAACCCGCCCCCCGCCCUGGACGUCAUCGUGACGGGCCUGGCGGUGGGGGCCGGUACGCAGCCCCUGAACAAGAUCAUAUCCGUGCUCAAGAAGUGA
This is a messenger RNA of Ostreobium quekettii, 1068 nucleotides long. The record is from the annotation of a GenBank genome assembly. NCBI's taxonomy places the organism in Eukaryota, Viridiplantae, Chlorophyta, Ulvophyceae, Bryopsidales, Ostreobiaceae.